AUGCCUUCAUUGAAAGAAGAAGUAUCUUUUGAGAAUAGAGUUGCAGAGACUCAUAAAAUACGUUCGAAAUAUCCUAAUCGUAUACCUGUAGUAUGUGAAAGAGCUAAUAGAUCUAAUUUACCAAUAAUUGAGAAAAAGAAGUUUCUAGUACCUAUGAAUAUGUUAGUUGGAGAAUUUAAAUUUAUAUUACAUCAACAUAUAAAUCAAAGUGCAUAUGGAAAUAACAUGAAGUUAUUUAGAGAGAGAACUAUAUAUUUAUUUGUAAAUAAUAUAGUGCCUAAAACAGGAUUAUUAAUGCAAGAUCUAUAUGAAAUGUAUAAAGAUGAAGAUGGAUAUUUAUAUAUGGAAUAUAGUUGUGAAAGUUGUCUAGGAUAA
Plasmodium adleri (nom. inval.) is the source of this 375-nucleotide messenger RNA. Its product is annotated as autophagy-related protein 8. Lineage: Eukaryota; Apicomplexa; Aconoidasida; Haemosporida; Plasmodiidae. The record is from RefSeq and is a predicted model, not a curated record. The transcript has a single exon. Bases 1 to 375 code for a protein of 124 amino acids. Gene Ontology annotation, biological process: cellular response to nitrogen starvation.